AUGGAAACAACAAAUCAAUUACAUUUAAUAUAUAAUUAUAAUAUAAUGAAUAAAACAAAUUCAUUAUUAUAUAAUAAUUCAAUGACUACUGAAAUGUAUUUAAAUAAUCAUUUUUAUAAUCAUCAAUUAUAUAAUAUAACAAAUAAUAAUUUAUUAAUGAAUAAUUCAAAUGAAAUAUUAAAAAUUAAAAUUAAAUAUCAUUUAAGACGAUUUUUUCAUUAUUUAUAUUUUAUUAAUUCUGCUGCGAAUCCAUUAAUUUAUUUUUUUUUAAUUUAAAAUUUCGUUUACAAUUAAAAUAUUUAAUUCAUUGUUUUAAUACAUGUUUUAAUACAUCAUAAUUAAUUUUGAAUUACUAUAAUUAUUUAAUUCACAUUGUAAUAUAUAAGAAUUAUAGACGAAGAUAAUUAUAGUGUUAUUCUUUUCAAUGGUUAAGACCAUGAGUCAGUUGAAGCUAGACUACCAUGGAAAACUGGAAGCAUCUGAUAUUAAUCAACAUAUGCUCACGAGUGAUUGGCUUCACGAGGUAUAUCCUGGAGUUCUAGUGAGAAGUAGUGACCAGUGGAGUUCAACCAGGUCUGUUGUGAGAUUGUAACUCACUAAAGACAAUGGUGGAUGUGUCGCUCAAUUUCGUGGAUUGGUUGAAGUUAAACAAUAACACCGUUGUAUGUUGGCCAGCUCAAUGGUCUAGUGGUUAAGUGCUCGCACACGAAACCAGUAGGUUGUGGGUUCGAAUCUCACAGGAGGCGAGAUCGUGGACGUGUACUGCUGAGGAGUCU
This is a messenger RNA of Schistosoma mattheei, 776 nucleotides long. The record is from the annotation of a GenBank genome assembly. Lineage: Eukaryota; Metazoa; Platyhelminthes; Trematoda; Strigeidida; Schistosomatidae.